Marmota flaviventris (yellow-bellied marmot) is the source of this 3192-nucleotide messenger RNA. Lineage: Eukaryota; Metazoa; Chordata; Mammalia; Rodentia; Sciuridae. The record is from RefSeq and is a predicted model, not a curated record.
AGACAAUGAGGGAGUCUCUGCCGACCGCCUGCUGUUUAUUGUUCCGGGACCUGAGAAUGAGGCCGGCAGCUGCCCCCUCCUGCAGAGUUUAGCUCCUGGAUUUGCUGUCUUUUGCAUUCGGGACCAUCGGGGUCACCUAACGCUGGUCGCUGGGGCGCCGAACGCCAGCCUCAGCCGCCUUUCACUGACUGUCUCUUCUCUAUUUUCCAGAUUGGCACCUUCAAGCCCGAGGUGUCCCAAGCCCAGGAGGUCCGGAUCCGGUGCCCCUGGGGCAUCCAGACGGGAUGUCUUGCGGACAGCGGUGCUAACUAAGUGCCUCCACGCUGGGAGCCAGGCGCACUGGCUCCUGGCUACCGGCCGAGCGGCGGCGGCGGCGGCGGGGAUGAGCCCCGGACGCUCAAGGCGCCUGCCGCGAGCUACCGCCCCGAGGUGGAGGCCAAGCAGGGUUCUUCGCUGGACAGCGCGAACGCUUUCCCGCCGGGGCACGCGGCUGCGGAGCCCCGGGCCGCGCCUGCUGUCAGGAUGCCCUGGGCGCCUCCCUAUUGGUGAGGAUGCCCUGCUGUGAGGCUCUACCAUCCCUAUUCCUGGUCUCAAGCGGGCGCGACUGAGCUGGCCGGGCAUUAGCCCCUUGCGCUGGUGGAUGAAAAGAGCUGGAGUCCUUGUGUGCAAUCAGCGAUCGAAUCUGAAUUCUAAGAGCCAUGGACGAAAGUCCUGGGCCGCAGCCCCCGGGGAAAGAGCAGCUGGAGGCACCAGUCCCAAUAGGAGCUGUCCAAGAGAAGGGCGAGCCAGAGACCUUCAGGUCCAAGAGUUUACCGGUCCUGAACAGCGCCUCCUGCCGGCCGAACCUCAGUCCUGAGAGUGUGGACUUCAAGCCGGCCUUCGGCUGUAAGGAUUCUUUAAGCCACCAGAAGUCCAAGCAAGGCCGGAACCCGUUGGCCCCCAGUCCUUCUGCCCCGUCCACUUCGGCUGGGAUGGCAGGACUCGUGGAUUGUACCCACAGGAAGGACGUAAGCAAAACCGUCUCGGUGUCCUCCACUCUGGCCACACUCCAGGAGAGAAGGUGCCUGCAUGUGGUCCUCACUGAUUCCCGCUGCUUCCUGGUUUGUAUGUGCUUUCUGACCUUCAUCCAAGCGUUAAUGGUCUCUGGGUACCUGAGCAGUGUCAUCACCACCAUUGAAAGACGCUACAGUUUAAAGAGUUCUGAGUCGGGGCUGCUGGUCAGCUGCUUUGACAUCGGGAACCUGGUGGUGGUGGUGUUUGUCAGCUAUUUUGGGGGCCGGGGUCGGCGGCCCCUGUGGCUGGCGGUAGGUGGACUUUUCAUUGCCAUCGGAGCUGCCCUCUUCGCCUUACCUCACUUCAUCUCGCCUCCCUACCAGAUCCAGGAGUUGAACGCCUCGGCGUCCAACGAUGGCUUGUGCCAGAAUGGCAACUCCACGACCGCUUCGGAGCCUGCCCCCUGUCCGAAGGACUCGGGAGGAAAUAGCCACUGGGUCUAUGUGGCUUUAUUCAUCUGUGCACAGAUUCUCAUUGGAAUGGGCUCCACACCUAUUUAUACCCUGGGACCAACCUACUUAGAUGACAAUGUUAAGAAAGAAAAUGCGUCCUUGUACCUAGCCAUCAUGUAUGUCAUGGGAGCACUUGGCCCUGCAGUGGGAUAUUUAUUAGGUGGACUUCUUAUUGGUUUUUAUGUUGAUCCCAGAAAUCCUGUUCACCUUGACCAGAAUGACCCUCGUUUCAUUGGAAACUGGUGGAGUGGAUUCCUCCUUUGUGCCAUUGCAAUGUUUCUUGUGAUAUUCCCAAUGUUUACUUUUCCAAAAAAGCUUCCACCUCGGCACAAGAAAAAGAAAAAGAAAAAAUAUUCUGUUGAUGUUGCUAGCGAUGAUGAUGUUAUGAAGGAGAAAUCAAACAAUAGUGAACAAGUGGACAAAAAAGUGUCUUCAAUGGGAUUUGGAAAGAAUGUCAGAGACCUACCAAGAGCAGCUGUCAGGAUCUUAAGCAACAUGACAUUCCUUUUUGUGAGUUUGUCAUACACAGCUGAGAGUGCCAUUGUAACUGCUUUCAUUACCUUCAUUCCCAAGUUCAUCGAGUCACAGUUUGGUAUCCCAGCUUCCAAUGCCAGCAUCUACACUGGUGUUAUUAUUGUCCCCAGUGCUGGUGUUGGUAUUGUCCUCGGAGGCUACAUUAUAAAAAAAUUGAAACUUGGUGCAAGAGAAUCUGCAAAAUUAGCAAUGAUCUGCAGCGGUGUGUCUUUACUGUGUUUUUCAACCCUAUUUAUUGUUGGAUGUGAAAGCAUCAAUCUAGGGGGCAUCAACAUCCCUUAUACAACAGGACCUUCUCUGACCAUGCCUCAUAGGAACCUGACAGGAAGCUGCAAUGUUAAUUGUGGUUGUAAGAUUCAUGAAUAUGAGCCAGUGUGUGGAUCAGAUGGAAUUACGUACUUUAACCCCUGUCUGGCUGGCUGUGUUAACAGUGGUAAUCUUAGCACUGGGAUUCGGAAUUAUACAGAGUGCACCUGCGUCCAAAGUAGACAAGUGAUCACUCCGCCCACAGUGGGACAGCGAGGCCAGCUCCGAGUGGUUAUCGUCAAAACAUAUCUCAACGAGAAUGGCUAUGCUGUGUCAGGGAAGUGCAAACGGACCUGCAACACCCUGAUCCCAUUCUUAGUUUUUCUUUUCAUAGUCACCUUCAUCACAGCAUGUGCCCAACCGUCAGCCAUUAUAGUGACACUCAGCAUACAUUCCUACUCCGAUCUACUUUGGAGCAGUUAUUGACACCACCUGCAUGCUCUGGCAACAGGAAUGUGGGGUACAGGGCUCUUGCUGGGAGUACAACGUGACAUCAUUUCGUUUUGUCUACUUUGGUUUGGCGGCUGGCCUCAAAUUUGUUGGCUUUAUUUUUAUUUUUCUGGCCUGGUACUCCAUAAAAUACAAAGAGGACGAACUGCAGAGGCAGAGGUGCAGAGAAUUCCCACUGAGCACCGUGAGCGAGCUCGUGGGCCAGCCCAACAAAGCCGAGAAGAAUGCCCGGACUAGAUCAUGUCCAGCUUUCAGCACCCAGGGAGAAUUCCACGAAGAAACUGCUCUACAAAAAGGGAUCCCAUACACAGCACAGACCUACCCGGGGCCCUUCCCAGAAGCAAUAAGUUCUCCAGACCCAGGGCUGGAAGAGAGCCCUGCUGCCAUGUAGCCUCAC